AUGCAAGUAAUUGUCCAUCAGGACUCAAUGGAAGAGGAUAAGUCAUGCCCCAUGUACCCGGUCGGGGGCUUCAUAAUCUCCGGGGACCCUACUCCCACAGCGAUGGUUUCGGGCUGUGGUGAGUCGAAUGCUACUGCAACUCAGGCUAGUCAGGUGAUCACACCGGGCCAGACUAGUCUGCAUGCUACUGGUGUCGCAAGAGGUCAAUCUGGCAUACCCAGAUUGGCUGAUUGUAAAAAAUCCAAGGCAAUAGGUGGUAGUGACCUAAGCGGCGAGGUACCUCUGGACUUCUCUCCAAGUACCUCCAAAGCCGCGAAAGCCCAAGUCGUCAAGGCGGCUAAAUCCCCUGUUUCGGGUGCCUCUAAGGGGGAAGCGACUAAACGCAUCACCCUGGCCAAUCCCGGCUCUGAAACUAACCCCAGGCAUAAAAACCCUGCUAGAAGGGCUGCUACCACCAGGCGUUCCGCUUACCGCUUUGUUGAGGCACUUGGCUCGAAAAAAAUCGAGGACCUCACUAAGGAGCAACAAGCUUCGCUUUCCUGGGCGAAAGCCUAUAUUGCUGGUCUCAAGACCGCUCCUCCUUCUGCUGAAUUACCAGCGGGGCCUAAACGGCAACGUUCAGAGGAGGAUACAGCGACCAAGAGCCAGCAACCGGGACCUAAACGUCCCAAAGCGGCACAAAGGUCGUUAGCUAAAUCCUUUAGCGAGAUUGUCAAAGACAGUCUUGUUAGGGCGGUUAUCGACCGGAGUGCGAAUGACGGAUCCAUAUCUCAAUUGAAUUGGGAUAUGGUGAAGCAAAAACUGGUAGGGGUGUUUUGGAAAGUUCUCAAAGAGAACCCAGGCACUCCUCCACAAUGCGAUGACGCUGGUUGGUACCAGGGUCACGUAAAACUUAUGUCUUGUGUAGAUGAACGCUCAGCGUUGCUACUAAAGACUGCCGUCGCAUCACUGGGUGAGGUUUGGCCGGGGUCUAGGCUUGAGGUGGUAUCUGUGAGUGAGAUACCCCGAAAGCCUAGAUCCAUAGCUAAAAUACCAGCUGAGCCAUCUAGCCCGGAGGAGAUCUUGGAGAUCCUUCAGUGCUGUAACCCACAGCUUCCAACUCAAGACUGGAAAGUUGUUAAGGUUACGGACGCUGAGGGCUCUUCAAGGAAAGCGAUCGUUGUCCUGAAUAAGGACUCUUUGGGGCCGCUAAGGAAGGCACAAGGGAAGGUCUACUAUGGAUUUGGUACGAUCAUCCUGCGUGUCUACCGUAGCGACAACAAAGGCGAUACAUCCUCAGGUGAUGUAAAGCCCAUGCUCUCGGAAGAGGGCAUGGAUUGCAAUGACGCCACUGAUCCAGCCGACACUGAAGAUACCAACUCAGUCUCCGAACUAGUUGGUACAUUCUUUGAACGGAUGGAUGAGGUGGUGGACGAGGACGCCCUCCUGAAUUCUGACCAGGAGGACGCCGACGUCACUAUUGUAAAAAUGGAGCAUGGUGAGGGUGACCCAGAUAAACCUUCACCACUCUAAAGCAGCAUCAGCUGCACUGCUCCUCCGAAUUGCUCAGAACGGGGAGGAGCUAGUCAUGGUCCAGGAACCUUGGGUCCAUCAGGACCGUAUCUGUGGACUAUGUUUGAAGGGCUAUAAGCUCUACUUCGCUAAAGGCGCAGUAAUGAAGAUACAGUAGCAGUCUCAUGGGAAACUAAUGAAGGCUGUUUGUUAUGGCUGAUAUCCAGCUACAUGGCGCAUGACCACGGGGAGCAUCCACCAAACGAUGAUAUCCGUAGUGCUGUGAAAAAGGCGAAUGAGUCCAGGAUACCAUUGGUUAUCUGUGCUGACGCUAACUCGCACCACAUUGUAUGGGGUAGCAGCGACACCAACACAAGAGGUGAGAGUCUUUUCAGUUUCAUACUUAAUAGUAGUUUGGAAGUAGUUAAUAGAGGUUCAGAACCUACCUUCAUUGUUUCAAACAGAAGUGAGGUACUAGACUUAACACUUGUGAGUGCUGAGCACCACAGUAUGAUUAACAAUUGGGCUGUCUCCGACGACUGCUCUUUUUCUGAUCAUCUAUAUAUUGAUUUCAAUAUCAGUGUAACUUAUAGGAAUGAUAAUACCAUUCUAAAUAGGAGGAAGACCAAUUGGGAGUUGCAGAGUGAUGUACUCUCCCGGUCUCUACCAAACCCGCCCACUAUUGAAAAUAGGGACGAUAUUGAGGUAGCAGUUGAGGCACUUACAGAAGCGUUCCAAUCAGCUACUAAUUUGGCCUGUAAGCCGAAUAUCUGCAGGGGUAGGAAUAAGCCACCCUGGUGGAACCCUGAGAUUGCACACGCAAGAAGGGCGUGUCGUAAAUUGUUCAACGAGGCAAAGAGGCUGGGUAACUGGCCGGAAUAUAAGUCCUCAGUGAACCACUUUAAGAACCUUACGAGGAAUGCGAAAAGGAAAGCCUGGAGGGACUUCUGUAGCGGCGUGGAAGGAUCCUCUGAGACUAACCGAUUACGUAAAAUUCUAUCAACUUCACCGGUUGUA
Calliphora vicina (urban bluebottle blowfly) is the source of this 2508-nucleotide messenger RNA. RefSeq lists its product as uncharacterized. The coding region runs from base 1 to 1512 and encodes 503 amino acids. The transcript has 3 exons. The record is from RefSeq and is a predicted model, not a curated record. NCBI's taxonomy places the organism in Eukaryota, Metazoa, Arthropoda, Insecta, Diptera, Calliphoridae.